Messenger RNA from Chroicocephalus ridibundus (black-headed gull), 772 nucleotides. Its product is annotated as avidin-like. Gene Ontology annotation, molecular function: biotin binding. The transcript has 5 exons. The coding region runs from base 82 to 642 and encodes 186 amino acids. The record is from RefSeq and is a predicted model, not a curated record. NCBI's taxonomy places the organism in Eukaryota, Metazoa, Chordata, Aves, Charadriiformes, Laridae.
AGCGCUGGGUCGGUCCGAGCCGCGCUAUAAAGGGGAGAGCGGCCCCGGCGCGGCGAGAUUCCGUUUCGCCGCAGCCGCCCGAUGAGCCACCGCCUCCUCACCGCCCUCGCCCUGCCCGCCGGGGCUGCGCUGGCCGCGGCGGCGGCCGGGAGCCAGUUCCUCUGCCAAGCAUCCGAGAUCCCCAAGGGGGAAGAGGACCGUGCAAAGGAGGCAAAGGUGACCAACACCAAGUGGGGGCUGAGUCACAAGCAGAAAAGCCCUGCAAGGAAUGGCAAGCAGUGUGACCUGACCGGCUGGUGGGAGAACGAGCUGGGCUCCAAGAUGCAUGUGGAUGCAGUCGACAGCCAAGGCAACUUCACCGGCGAGUACCACACUGCUGUGUCAAGCGCCCAGAAACCCAUCGAGCCAUCCCCCCUCCUUGGCUCCCAGCACUUGGAUGAGGACGGGCAGUGCACCUUCGGCUUCACCGUCAACUGGAAGUUUUCUGACUCCACAGCUGUCUUCGCGGGCCAGUGCUUUGCUGGGGACGGUGGGGAGGAGGUCCUGCAGUCCAUCUGGCUGCUGCGGGAGAAGGUCGACUCCCUGCCCAGCGACUGGAAAGCCACCAGGACUGGUCACAACAUCUUCACUCGGACGGGCUGAAAGGACGGUGGAGAAGCCUCUCGUUUCAGUUGGGGUUGGGAGACCAGGGGACCCAUCUGCAUGUACCAGCAUCAGGGCUUCGUGAAGAUAGUCUAAAAAGCUAAAUAAAGUUGUUUGCCUUUAAAUCCAA